Messenger RNA from Cinara cedri, 780 nucleotides. The record is from the annotation of a GenBank genome assembly. NCBI's taxonomy places the organism in Eukaryota, Metazoa, Arthropoda, Insecta, Hemiptera, Aphididae.
AUUGGGUAGCCUUGGAACACGAUGUCGACUAUCACAACGCUUCGGUUACCGGGCAACGUAAUAUCAAUGACAUCGCCUCGUUGGAUGAUAAAGCUAUAAACAAUACUGUUAAGGAAUGUUUAAGUAAAGAUCCACUAGAGAGCUCUUUUCUAAUCGGUGGUUUAACUGGUAAACAAGCUCUCGAAAACACUUACAUUCAAACAGUCGGCUUCGUGUUUGGAGACAAGGCGGUCUAUCCUACAUCCAGUUCUACUAGCAAGUCUACAAUCGAUUGGUUUAGUACGCCCAAGUCUAGAAAUAAAAACCACGUUACAGGUAAUUCUUUUAAUAAUGCUACCGCCUUUAAACCCACCGCCGCCUGAACACGAACGUUAUUUUCGUUAUAACGUCGGCCAACAGCGUUAUUGGUGGCAAGAAUACAAUAAAACUAGACUGAGACGUGGUUUAAAUUUGUUUAUAGAUUCAGUGCCUAUGGACGAUGUUUCAACAUCUACCGGUGCCUCCGCAGCCAAAAGAACCUCCGACGGCGGUGAGGCUAGUGCAGCCAAGAAGAAGAAGCUACCUGGCACGGCUAACGAAGAAGCUAGUGAUCCAGAUACUGGGAAUCCUAAUCUUGAAAACGCUGUUAUACAUCGGGCAAUCCACCAGUCAAGCGGACAACGACUCGUUUUUAGGAAAAAUCAUUCUUUCGUCAGCUACGGUAUUGCGUCAGUUCAGCUCGUACUUGACCCAACUGGUUAUCAACGUGUGGGAACAAAUCUUAUGAGUGUACUAGUAUAA